This is a messenger RNA of Mycena citricolor, 1726 nucleotides long. The record is from the annotation of a GenBank genome assembly. Lineage: Eukaryota; Fungi; Basidiomycota; Agaricomycetes; Agaricales; Mycenaceae.
GGCAGCCGGGCGAAACCCACUUCACGGAAUUUCUAUGAUCGGAGCGGCGCUUUGUCUCCGCGAGAGAAAAUUUACUCAACUUGCAGCCAAAACCUUUGGACCGGAGAAGGAAGGGAAUCUGGAGAUCACUGAUCAGACUCGGCAUGCGCGGGAUUCCGGGCCGAGUCACUUCUGAUGCGACCUUCACCGAGGCUGAGGGCGUUUGUGCAGCCUAGACUCUGCUCGCUGCCGGCACGGACUCAGCGGCUCUUCUCAACUUCCAAUCUCGCUCGAAAUGCUGCAACACUCCAGCAGACGACAGUCGCAAAAGAGACCCGGGACAUUGAUGAGAUUGACAAGCUUCUGGCGUCCAUACGGAUGAAGGCGAACCCGGCGUACAAUUCCAUCAUGCCGAUGCGCGUCCCCGCACUUUGGGCCGAGUCCGUUCUGCACGCGGAAGACCACACAGCGUCAGCAACCCGCCCCAAGCGCAACGAUUCACUUGUGCCUCGACGUAUGCACGACUCCUAUUGUGAACUGGUGCUCCCCUUCUCCGACCCCACCUUUCUCGAAGGAUACACCAAUGUCCACGGAGGGAUUCGGAUGGGGAAAAUCAUGGAACACCUCGACUCGCUUGCAGGGUCAAUCUCGUACAAACAUGUCCUAGGGCCCGACGUACAAAGUCUGGGAUCUAUCCAGGAUGUGGGAUUCUACAUGGUGACAGCGUCCGUUGACCGGCUUGACAUGCUCUGUCCUUUGGAGCCCAGCCGCGACGUGCGAAUCAGCGGCCAGGUCAUGUACACAGGGAAGUCGUCCAUGGAGAUCGCGGUGAAAGUCGAGACUAUCAGCGGCGGCGCCGAGCAGACGGUUCUCCUAGGACGUUUUUCGAUGGUCUGCCGCGACGCGGUCACCCACAAGGCCCGUACGAUCAAUCCCUUGAUCAUUUCGACACCGGAUGAAGAAGCGCUCCACACCAGAGGAGAAGAAAUCAAGAACGGACGUCGAUCGCAGGCCUUGAAGUCUCUGGCUCGCGUGCCUCCUAGCUCCGACGAGGCUGAGCUCUUGCACGCCUUCAUGCUGAAGUACGGGCAAGAUCUGAGUCAGGGAUCGCACGAACGGGUCUGGAUGGGAGACACUAAACUCGACCGGUGUAUGUUGAUGUUUCCGCAAGAGAGAAAGUGGGUAUCCCGCUUCUUCCCUGUGCGCGGGCUUCACAUGUCCAUUCUAGCGUCCACCAGAAGAUCUUUGGUGGAUAUCUCAUGCGUCUCGGAUAUGAGCUCGGGUUCUCCAACGCGAGCAUGUUCUUCCGCGGCGGGCAUAUCCGUUUCCUUUCGUUGGAUGGCAUCUCGUUCUCAGAACCUGUUCCCAUUGGAUCCAUCUUGCGCCUUUCCUCGUAUGUUCUCCACUCGACAUCGACUGAAGGAUUGCACCCCACAGUCCACGUGGCUGUUACCGCAAAUGUCGUGGACGUAGAGACUGGCCAAGAGCGGACGACGAACGAGUUUCGGUUCACGUGGUGUCGGGAUGAUGAGCGUGCGAGCAUUGGCGCUGCGCGAAUAGUGGUGCCGAAAACGUAUAAAGAGGCGAUGCUUUGGUUGGAGGGCAAGCGUGCUUUAGAAAUCGGAGAUGAGAUGCGAGGAAUGCGGACCAGGAUCCUAAUCUAGAGCCUUUAUAUCCCGGGUUUCUUUGGUAGAAGUAUUCACUAAUGUCGCAGGUGGUAAUUAGAAACAGAUCCACUAACGCUCCG